Molecule: messenger RNA, 2282 nt
Organism: Microcebus murinus (gray mouse lemur)
Lineage: Eukaryota; Metazoa; Chordata; Mammalia; Primates; Cheirogaleidae
Source: RefSeq, a predicted model, not a curated record
UUGGACCAGAGCCAAAAAAAAAAAAAAAAAAAAAGAAAAGAAAAAAAAAAUCAAGGCAAAUCAAAGUCUGCAGCUCAGAGAAAACACCCGUCGCUCCGGUGGGAGGCUCCGAUGGGAAGUGCCCGGCGUUCCUCAGCAGACGGUGGAGUACUACGUGGGCACAAUGGGACAGGACCGGGGACCACCAGAGGGUCCAGGGGACAGAGCCACGGCAUGCCAGAAAGCUGCCGCCAGGGUACAGAAAUAUGCGGGAAAGAGGAGGUUGAGGAAAUUCAGUUCUCCAUCGGCUGGGCUCCCGGCAAGCGAGCCAGGCGACCGUCUUUGCCAUUUGAACCGCCAUGGGGGAGCCACUUUGGGAUUACUCUUCUCUUGUCACCCAGCUGUGGCUUGGAUUUCCCAAUACAUUCCAAGUGUCCCGAGCAGGAGAGAAAUAGAUCCUGCAGAAGUGAGCCUUGGAGACCCAGAGGAGGAGGAAUUAAGCCGAUGACCCAGGCAUCUUCCUUCCAAACAUAUUGCAUGUGUUUGGCAUUCACAGAGACCUGCAUCUGUAGGGUUUGCGUGUGCAUGCUGUGGCAUCACGUGGAAUGUGUGUGCUUGCGUGUGUGUAGCUCCGUGUCUGUGUGUCUCUCCGAGGGGGAAAGAAAGAGAGCGAAGUGGGAGCAGACAGGAUGUUUGGGUAUUUAUGUAACUCACGCAGAGCGUGUUCAAUGCUGCAAGGCAGACAGCCACCCAUCCCUGGACUCUGCCGCUCUGGAGGGCCUGUACAGACCUGAUCUGAAUGUUAAAUGCAGGAGACGAAAUUAGCAUACUAACCAAGGACGUCAACCCCUCCUCGCAAUCAGUAAAUGGCCGUCUCCUUGCUCUGAAGCCAGCACAGCCAUGCGCGCCAGCCACUUAACUAUGUCCUCUGUCAGGUCCCUUUUUGUGUUUGUUUUUUUGUUUUUGUUUUUUGAUGAAAGACUGGAAAUUCAUUAAUGAGGAGGGAAGGAAGGGCUUCAAGGGGCUGUAAUGAAAACAAAUGAUCCUCUUUAAACCUCAUGACGGCCAAAGCCGGGCGGGCGGGGGUUGCUUUCUGCUCUGGGGCUGGAGCAUAGGAAAUUCCACAGACAACAGACCACUUGACGAGCACCCAGGAAUGCACUGCUCGGGAAUAUUUCUUCUGUGUGGCACAGACUGGCCAUGACCAGUGCGUCUGUGCUGAUAACACCUAGAAUGAACUUUAUCUUCCUCACUUGAAACGAGAAGUGUGGUCUACCAGAUGUCUUUCCAUUCAGUCAAAGGUUAUCAAAGUUUCUUGACCUUGGAAGGGUAGGAAGAGCCUUCUGGACUCUUCUGGCCGAUAGCCUCAGCUUUUGAAGUGAUACACAUUUUUCUUUUGGGCUGUGCAUUAGGACUUCCCUGAAGGUACUAGUUGCUUUUAUUUUAAUCUCCACCAGGAAAAGAAGCAAACAAAGGAAAAGGUUUGACUUCUACUGGUAUGGAUCCCCUGCUAAUGUAGACAGAAUGCUAAGAGCUGAGAGCCAGGCAUUGCAGCCCAUGUAUUUGAAUGAAAAAAAGUUUAUUCCCUUUUUCUUUAUUUUAACCACUCUAUCUUCGGAAACAAACUUCUUCCCUUUCGUUGUGCUUUACUGGUUUGGCUAUACAGCAGGAUUCACGCACUCCGAAAUCUCCAGGAAACUGCUGGCACCAGGCUGGGGAGACAGUAAGGAGGAGUGAGGCUUGGGACUAUGUGGAAGGCAGAGCCACUCAAGCUCCGGUCCCCUGGUAUUUGGGGGGGGGGAAUAAAAGCCCUACUUUGUGUUGGCUGAUCUUCCAAUGUUCUAAAGAGGUGGUAGUGACUGGUAUGUUGAAAUAUAAAAUACAUCAAUUUUUAAAAACAACCUAUGGGUUAAAUAAAACAUAUUUGCAAAGACAGUCUUGGCCAGGCUGUAUCAUGCCAGUUUGCAUUCGUUGUUUUAGUCUGAAAUUCCUAGCACAGGUAUUUUUAAAAAAAAUUUUGUAUUAACUUAAAAGUAUAGAUAUUAACAACAGCAUGGCAAAUAACAAAGGAGUAUUGUUUUGUUGGAAGAGGAGGGAAGUGCUAAUUUAAGACAAUAGAGAGAGGAAGGAAGUGGACGUCUGUGUGGUCUGCUUGCCCUGUGGCCACUGUCAUCUCAGCAGGCACGGUGUAGUGCCAUCCUUCUUUAAGGCAGUGAUCCCCACAAAGAUGAUUUUCCCCAAAAGGUGCUAACUGAUUAAAUCUCUAGAUUAAAUCUCUAGAAAGGAAUGUAUUUGCAUAUUUU